AUGGCUGCCAACUACUGGGCCUCGACUCAGCGUCGUCACUGGCUCUUCACUCGGGAGAAAUUGGCCGAAGUUCGGGAGAGACUCCGAGAACGAGAUAAGGUCACCCAUUCGCAGUUUCCAUUACCAGACCAGCGAUUACUGAAUAUCUACUUCAAUCAGCAACUGAUCAAAUUGGGCAAGCGCAUGUCCACCCGCCAACAGGCCAUUGCUACUGCCCAGGUAUAUCUGAAACGGUUCUAUACCAAGAAUGAGAUUCGCCAGACCAAUCCUUAUCUGGUUCUCACCACGGCAUUCUACCUGGCUUGUAAAAUGGAAGAAUGCCCCCAGCACAUCCGCUUUGUAGUGGGCGAGGCCCGCGGUUUAUAUCCUGAAUUCAUCACGCCAGAUGUAGCCAAGCUGGGCGAGUGCGAAUUCGCCUUGAUCUCCGAGAUGAGCUCCCAGCUCAUCGUCCACCAUCCAUAUCGGACCUUGUCGGAGCUCCAAACCGAGUUACCCCUCAGCUCGGACGAGGUCGCCCUAGCGUGGUCCGUUAUCAACGACCACUAUCUAACAGACCUACCCCUACUUCACCCGCCACAUAUCAUUGCUAUCAUGGCCAUCAUCGUCGCCGUGGUCUUCAAGCCUUCUCACCCCGGUAACUUUGGCAACUCGGCACAGUCAGCCUUGGCCGGAGCGAUGAGAGACGGUGGCGGCAUGGGCAUGCUAGCCGCGUUGUCGGAUAAGCCUGGCUCUGGUCCCCCUCGCAUCCAGAAGCUCGUACAGUGGCUGGCAGAGAGCGAAAUUGACAUCAAGGCCGUUAUCGAAUGUACCCAGGAGCUUCUUUCCUUGUAUGAGGUGUGGGAGCAGUACAGUGAGAAACACUGCAAGGAACUGAUUGGACGCAUGGUGAAGAGCAAGAAUUUGGAUAAGUGA
Penicillium cataractarum is the source of this 912-nucleotide messenger RNA. RefSeq names its product cyclin-dependent protein serine/threonine kinase regulator SSN8 (gene ssn8). Gene Ontology annotation, molecular function: cyclin-dependent protein serine/threonine kinase regulator activity. Gene Ontology annotation, cellular component: mediator complex; nucleus. Bases 1 to 912 code for a protein of 303 amino acids. The record is from RefSeq and is a predicted model, not a curated record. The transcript is spliced from 3 exons. Gene Ontology annotation, biological process: positive regulation of transcription by RNA polymerase II. NCBI's taxonomy places the organism in Eukaryota, Fungi, Ascomycota, Eurotiomycetes, Eurotiales, Aspergillaceae.